ACAUCACCAUUUCAUGGCAGGCGUUUGACGCAUUUGUUAAAAUUUCGACUUUUCGUGACAGCACGUCAUUUUCGACAUUUGAUUGAUAAUUUUCUAAAGAUCCAUCAAAUUAGUUUGUUUGAAAGUUAGUUUAGGUUCGAAAUGUUAACAUUUCAUUAGCUUUGUAGUUUUAUUACGAUGUGAUAUAGUGGGUACCAUUUUAGGUUGUAUCUAGGUAGUCCAUAAUGACUGCCCAAAAGUGUGUAGUGGAAGGUUGCAACUUGGAGUACGACGUUGUUUGCAGCUUUUCCUUCUACAAUGUAAACACAGGGUCAGACAGCGAGCCGAUCCGGCAAGAAUGGAUCGAGGGUGCUAUGCAGGAGGAGAGCGAGUGUCUAUGGCGUCAUGUCAGUCUACAGCUGUGCGGGUAUCACUUCGAACUGGACGCGCAAGGGCUAUGGAUCGACUCCCCCAUGCUACCAGAACUCCUCACUCUGCAGGAGCAGGUGGCCCCCAUCACACCCACACCCCAAGACAAGAGAGCCGCUGACAUAAUCCGGAUGGAACACAACUACAGCGAGGAGCCUCCGAAGCAUGAUCCUCCGGAGAAUGUGUCCAGGCUGAACGUUCGCCAGCUCGUUGACACACUUGGCUAUUUAUCUUUAAAGAACCUGCAACGCAAGCAGCUGUGGGUGGUCAAAGUGGAGACGGACAAGGCUGAAGCCUCCAUCACACAAGCGGAGCAGGUCAUCGCCAAGAUGCAGGAUCCCAAGCAGAUCAUAGAGAUCAUACCACAACCCCAGGCGGAAGCGGAGGACCAACCAGCUCAGAACGAGGUCAGCAUCAUGGAGGAGUCCACCAUCUCUGACAACUUCAUCUACGAGAUAGCUGAAGAACAGGAGAUCACUAUGGAUGAGGUGAAAGAGAUCCCAGCAGAGAGCAACAAGGAAUGGAUGGUGAACAUAUUACCUGAAGAGAACAAGCCUAAAUACGCGUACAUCAAGCACUGCACCACCGGCAAGAAGAAGCGACACUUCACCGCGGAGAUGAACGAAAUAACACUACAAGGCGACUACGAAAACUACUACAUCCUCCCGGACGCGGACCCGUCGGUGGGCGUCGAGAUCACGACCAGCUACGAGCCCGACAACUACAUAGUGGAGGAAUACGAGCACCUGGUGCUGGAGGAGCGCCCUCGCAAGCGCAAGGACACGCCCGGCGAGAGUGGGAGGAAGAAGAAGAAGCGGCUCAGCUCUUCCAUGAGGGAACAGGUAAAGCAGAUAAAAUCCGAAAUCGCCGAGGACUGGGUGAUAGACAACAGCAUAGUCUACGAGCAGGAGGAAGAGUACGACGAGAAGAAGGGCACGCCGCGCGUGCGCCGGAAAAAUAAGAAAUAUCUCGGGUACGACUUCGUUACAUAAAUAGAUACGGCGGUUUCAUCCAACUGGGGCAUCAAACAUACUAUAAA
Messenger RNA from Cydia splendana, 1447 nucleotides. RefSeq lists its product as uncharacterized. The coding region runs from base 225 to 1400 and encodes 391 amino acids. The record is from RefSeq and is a predicted model, not a curated record. The transcript is spliced from 9 exons. Lineage: Eukaryota; Metazoa; Arthropoda; Insecta; Lepidoptera; Tortricidae.